AAAUCAACAUCGUCGAAAGAACUUCCAACCUCAAUCACCGUUCAUCAGCGCAACCUCAGCCAAGAUGACGAAGCGAACCAAAAAGGUCGGAGUUACCGGCAAGUACGGUACAAGAUAUGGUGCAUCGCUGCGAAAGCAAGUCAAGAAGAUGGAAAUCACACAACACGCCAAAUACGUCUGCACCUUCUGCGGAAAGACGACCGUCAAGAGACACUCUGUGGGAAUCUGGAACUGCAAGGCAUGCAACAAGACUGUCGCUGGAGGAGCAUACACCGUAUCAACGCCCGCCGCCGCUGCCAUGCGAUCGACUCUCCGAAGAUUGAGGGAAAUUGCUGAGGUUUAGAUGGGUUGGGAUGGAUGUGUUAUGGUUGGCAUUGCUGGUGUCUGGG
This is a messenger RNA of Hyaloscypha bicolor E, 389 nucleotides long. RefSeq names its product putative 60S ribosomal protein L43. Gene Ontology annotation, molecular function: structural constituent of ribosome. Bases 65 to 343 code for a protein of 92 amino acids. Gene Ontology annotation, cellular component: ribosome. Lineage: Eukaryota; Fungi; Ascomycota; Leotiomycetes; Helotiales; Hyaloscyphaceae. Gene Ontology annotation, biological process: translation. The record is from RefSeq and is a predicted model, not a curated record. The transcript has 3 exons.